AUGAAUCGGCAACAAGAGAACACCCUUAUUCUAAAUUAAAAAUUCCAAGUAUACUCUACACAGCUUCUUAACCUGACCACUAAGUACUCAAACUCAAAUGAACACCAAUAAAUAGAUAUUUCUGAUAUAGAAUCAAUCUUGAAAGACAUUAUUAAGUUGACUAAAAUAGAGAUUGAAAGUGCUAAUCCACUGAAGGAUUUCUUUAGUUAGCAAUUCUAUAAUGAAGUUAGUGGAUUUAUAAAGAGCAAUAAUAAGUAUCCAGUGAAGGGGCUGAUAGAUAUGAAUCAUGUUUUGAAUCUUUUUGUUAUAUUCAUGAACUCUAAGGCUUCCUUCUAUACUAUUGUAGACUUGGAUAAGAGCAUACCAAAAGUUAAUGCAGAUGAAGGUGAGAGUGAAUAUGACGAGGAAGAAUAUGAAGAAGAGUAUGAGGAGGAAUAUGAAGAUGAAGAAGAAGAAACCAAAAAUGAAUAGCAGCAAGUUCAAAAUUAAGUUGCUGUGCUGGAUAAUUAAGCAGAAAAAGUGGAAGCUUAAUAUUUGACUCACUAAAAAACACCAAAGUUAAAGGUAAGAGCGCCAAAGUUAAAAGGUGUGUAAAGAGAGUAAGAUGACUUGCUUGAUUUAAUAGAUGGAGGCGAUUUCUUCGGAAAACCAAAAGAUAAAAAGACAAAGAAGAAUAAUAAAACAAAUAAAGAAGGUAAAAAGAAAAAAGUCAAAGUUGAAAAAAGAUAAGAAGAGCAGAAAGUUGAAAACUUAUUCGAUGAACAAUAAGAAGUCAGAGAUUUAAGAGAGAGUCAAGUAAACUCUCAAUUGAUUAGAGAUAAUGAUCAUGAUUUAAUUGAUGCAUCUGCUUACGAUAAAAAGCCUAUUGAAAAAAUAAUUCAAAUUCCUAAAAUGCGGCCAGCAUUUAACAUCAUUACAAUGCAAUCAGAAUUCUCUUAGUAAGGUGUCAAAUAAGUAUAAAUUCCAAAGACUAAGGCAGUCUUAGAAUAUAUACGCCAUAAUUAUUAAGCUUAAACCAAUACAGAAUUUAAGAUGGAUAUGAUAUUACCUGCAAUUUCGCAUGCCUAUGGAUAAAUAAAGUAUUCAGCUAAAAUAACAUAGGAUUUUAAGAUGCCGAUAUAGAUACCAUAGGUAAAGUCUAUGUUUGAAAAGAUUACUUAUUCAAAUGAGAUCAAUUAAUCCUAGUAGGCAACAAUAAGUAUUCCAGUUCAAAAGCCAAUAAUAGAGAAAAUUACAAAAGCUAUACUAGUCAAACAAUCUUGGGUAAUGACUAUAAAUAAAUCAGCUAUGAAACCUGCUUAUGAACAAAUAGAGUAAUCAAUAUCAUAGAACGCCUAGUGGGAAAAAAUCUUCUAAAUAUAGAAAAAGGUCAAGCCAAUAUUUAAAAAGAUAUCCUUGGAUUGCAAAUAAUUCUCAAUAUGGGUAAAAACCUUUGAAGUCUAGUUGCCAAAGCCUGCAUUUGAAAUUAUUGAAAUGAGUACUUAACAUAAUUUAAGUUGGGAAAAGUAGACUGAAAUCAAAUUAGUGCCAGCACUUAAUGGUGUAAUGCAUCAUCAAUGUGAGAGAUAAUCUUUUUGGGAAAAGCAAAUAGAAAUUCCAGUCAUUACAAAGGGCUAUGGUUUGAUAGAUUAUAGGUGCUAAUUGUAGUAAGAGUGGGCAAAAGAAAUUAAGAUGCCGUUAAUCAAAGCUUAAUAUAGUAGACUUAAAUAUGAAGCAGAGAGUAAAACUAGAUAUUAGUUGCCAAUAAAUAUAUAAAGACCUGAGGCAUUUUAUGAUAAGAUUAUUAUGAGUAAAGAAAUUGAUCAUUUAUGGGAGUUUGAAUUAAUAAUACCUAAGAUACGAGCUUAUAAACGAAAAUUAAAUCUCUAUGCAGAACUUAAAAUCCCCUUAUAAAAAGUUCCAAUGCAUAUUAAAUUGAUCUAAAGUGUCUCUAGCAAGACAUUAGACUAAACUUAUUAAUGUGAAACAGCGGAGAUUUAUUUUUAGAAUAUCUCUGCAAAUUAUGAAACCAUUCAAUAUGAAUGUGAAGUAAAGCUUUUUGAUAAGUAGUCAAUAUCCUUAAUCAAUUAAUCUCGAAGCAAUAAAGGUUCUAAAUCAUAGUUCAAUUAAACGACAGAUAAUUAAACUUUCUUUGAAUAAACAAAUGAAAAUAUAGAUAAUAGGUAGCUUGUUUCUGCCGGGAAGCUAAUUAAUAAUACUAUUGAUAAUUAUGCUAAGACUAUAGAAUAAAUUGAAGAUUCUGAAAAUAAACUAACAAUGAACUUAUUGAUUGAGUAGAUGAAGUAGUAGAUUUAUGGAAAGUAAAAAAGAACAUAAAGUCUCAUUAAAACAAUACCUAAGGACUAAAUGCCUACAAAUUAGUAAUUAAUUGCUGAUAAAUAAAUUCAAGAUUUGGUAGGUGAUAAGUAAAGAGUUAUACUUCCUCAAUUCGAAAUGCAAUAAAAACUAAAUAAAAUAUUUCUUCAUUAUGGGAGAAAUAGAAAUAAUUCAAAGGUAGACUAUACCUUCGAUACCAUUCAUCAGGGUAAUAACACGAUAACAAUCAACAAACUUAUGAUUAUCUUUCAUGAUUUUGGCUUAAAGUUUAAUCCUGUCAAGGUAGCUGAGAUCUUUAAAAAGGUGGCACCAGACUCCUUACAUCUUGAAAAGGAGCAAUUCUUAGAGCUAUUAGUAAAAAUCUACUAAAACAAGCACCAAGCUGAAUUAGAGGCACUCAAACGAAAGAUUAAAACAAUAAACUUUAAGAUAAAAGAUGAUUAAGAGGAUAAAAUUUUAAAGAGUAAAAAACUCGAUUAUAAGGAGAGAAUAUACGAGUUGUAAGAUAUAGUAAAGGAUGAAUCUGAGCAAUUAGAUUUAAUUGCAACUGAUUUCUGCCUAAAAGAUGAUUAGUUCUAGACUAAGAUGCGAAAUCAUAUGUUUAGGAUAAAUUUCUAUGAAGCUAAUAUUCAGUAAAAUAAAGAUAAUAAUGCUGCUAAGAAUUUUGUUGGAGCUAAUAUUAAGAAUGUGAAUUAGCAUAAUGAAAGUAGUUUUAUGAAAAUAGCAUAAACUGAUAAUAUCAUUAGAAGUAACAGGUCUAGUCCUCGAGCAAUCAAACCAAAAAAUAUUUUAGAUCGAUUGAUUAUUGAGAAAUAACUUAAAGAAGAUGAAAUGUCUUUUAGAGAUUAACUCAGAGAUUAGUCUAGAAUGCGCAGGAAAUUUUUAACAUCAUAAAAGCUUGAACCAAUAGAACGUAAUAGAUCAAUAUCAGAGUCAAAAUAAAGAAAAUACUACAACUUGAAUAUUACUGAGGAUAACAGUGGUAUUAAAAGCUUAAUUGAUUAAUAAGCUGAUUAUUUUGAAACUACUCUUAACAAAAAUAUUGCUAAUCGUGAAAUGAAGUCUAUGAUUAUUAAAAAGAAAAUUCAGACAAAUCCUAAUAGUGCUGUUGUUUCCCCUCGAAGUUAAAAUUGGAUUGGCUAGAAAUAAGUAUAGAAAAUUAAAAUAAAUUCUAAGAUUGCUCAUUCAUGCUUUUGA
Molecule: messenger RNA, 3513 nt
Organism: Stylonychia lemnae
Lineage: Eukaryota; Ciliophora; Spirotrichea; Sporadotrichida; Oxytrichidae
Source: the annotation of a GenBank genome assembly